Messenger RNA from Anolis sagrei ordinatus, 1629 nucleotides. It is a transcript of the gene C4H8orf76, whose product is annotated as chromosome 4 C8orf76 homolog. Gene Ontology annotation, molecular function: protein binding. NCBI's taxonomy places the organism in Eukaryota, Metazoa, Chordata, Lepidosauria, Squamata, Anolidae. The record is from RefSeq and is a predicted model, not a curated record.
UCUCUGUCUCUCUCUCUCCCUUCCCAGGCACAAUGGAGCUUCCUUUGGGCUUCCAGUUUGAAGAGUCGGUUUUCGAAGGUGGCAGCCGGGAGAGGAAAGACCUCCUCUCUUCUUCCCUUGCCUCCAACUAUUCAGCAAGAUGCUGUGAGCCAGAGUGGUUUUGCGAGGAGACAAGCACCGAAGAUGAUGCCGAAAAUGUCAAUAUAAGAAAAUUCAGAGGGGAUUUGGCCUAUCAGCGGCAAGACUUUAAGAAGGCUCUGUGUGAGUAUUCCGGCUGCCUGAAACUGCUUCCUCCCAGCAAUCUUGCCAUGAGAAGGGACGUAUUGGAGAGCCAGGCUCGCUGCUUGUCUUCUCUGGGGAGACACAAGGAAGCCUUGGAAGUUGCAGAAACCCUGAGAAGCAGAGCAACAAAUACUGACCAAAUAGUCGCCAUCCUUUGCCUGCAGCUGGCCAUUUACCGCAGUCUAGAGCACACUGAGAGCAUAAUCGGAUGCCUCCAGCAACUCAUUACGUUACACCCUUUUCACCCGAGGCACUGGAAGCUGCUUGCCGAGGCUUAUAUGAGCCUUUUGCGUUCUCCAUCCAUGGCAGAAGCUGAUUUCUUGCAAUGUGACAGCUCAGCUGCAGAUAGGAACUUUCUCCAGGUUUUGCCAAAUGAAGCCAACACCCCACACUGCAAAAAUCACAGCUGGAAAAAGGAUGCCUCUCUGCAUUUUUCUCCAGAAACAGAUGGCAGCUGUGUAUCUUGUGAAGAAAGCCAAACAGAACAGGAAUCUAUGGGUGAUCUGGGAAAAUCAGAGGUACAGCAUGCAACAAAGAAAACUGUAUGUUCUUCCAUGGGACAGGAAGGCUCCCAAAACAUUGCGAUAUAUUCAUGUGCUGCUUUCAUUAGAGCAAGGCUCUUGUUUCAGCUCCUACAGUCGAGCCAAUCUUCCUUUGCUUUAGAGAGAAACCUAAAAGCCCAGCAGGAGAUUGAAGACAAAGUAGCGUCCUUUGGGUUAAAGGAGGAUGCCUUGUCCUUGAUAACUGAGACAAUGGGAGAGGAUAUUGUGCCCGAAAGGCUGAAGGAGGAUGCCCAGGGAGAGGUGAAAUGCCUGAGUACUUCAGCCUUGAUGGCCCUCUUGACUCCAUUGACUGUGGAAUUUGAAGAAAAGUGGUUCCAAAAACUCAGAGAUUCCUUCUGUCACUUGGAGUGCCACAUAUGACACCAUAUGGCUGCAUUGAGACUCGUUCUGUUUUUCUUUUUCUCCUGGCUCUCCAAGGCUCUCCAGGGAAGGACUGGAGACUUUAAGUUCAUCCCAUCUGAACCCGAGUUUCCUUUUCCCAGCAUUUGUCUGUUUUGUUCACCCCAGAGUGCCUUGGCCAUGGGAGCGACUGGGGAGUUUCUUUGGAUACGGAACUUGGCAAGAGACCAACGUUUCCUUCGUUAGGACUUGUGUCCAUUUAUUUUUGUUGUCCCUGGCACAAUAGGCCUUUUUAUGAAUGGCAAGAUGCCCAGGAUUAAGAGGUCAUGAACGUCCGUCCUUGCAGUCUUUUUGCUUUGUUUUUGAUUUUUCCAGCCAACUCUGUUGUCCCUUGGGAGAGGUGAGAGAAAGGUUCUUUUUGUUGGUAAUAAACUCAUCCUUCCUA